AUGGAAAUAAUCAAAAUAGGUUCGAUUGUGAGUAUUUCUCAUUUAUAGGAUGAUGAUGCAUUAAUAGGUGGAGAUGGAUUUAUAAAAAACGCUGUAAUUCUUAAAGGGAUGUCACCUUAGAAUAAAUUGGACACCAAGGAUUUCAACAUAAGCUAUUUUAGUCAAAUGAACAUGCCAAAUUGCUUAUUUGUAAUUUGUCCAAGGACAUCAAAUGGCAAGAAAGUUGAAGUUGCUAAACUUUUUCCGUAAAGAAAAAAGAAACCUUUCGGAUCAAUUAGCGAUGAUGUAACUGAUUAAAAAAGUGAAGUUACACCUGUGAAGUCAUAAAUUAAAUCAGCCACUCAUUCGGUACAAUCAUUAUUGAGUGAAAAGUAGGUGAGAGAUAAUCAAAUGAAUUUAUUCAAUGAAUUUAAAUUCAAUGUGGAUGGUUUUGAGAAAGAGAAAGGCAAUUAUGUUAAAUAUGAAGAACCAAUAUAGCUAUUACAUUUGGCUUCAUCUAAAUGGCUUUGUUCUUUAUCAGAUGAGGCUAAAUUCGAAAAUUAAAACUUUAAGCUUGCAUUAAGUGAUUAUACAAGCGAUGAAACUCUAUUCAAAAUAGUGGCCACUUAUAAAUAUUAAAAGGAAGGUGAUUAAAUAGUUUACUCGUAAGAAAUAGUCAGAAUUAUGCGUAUGAUACCUUUUCUUGGAAAACCAACAUUUUUACAUUGUUCAGGUGAGAUUCCAUAGAAGGCAAUCAAAGAAUAUAAAGAUAGUAGUGAAGUGAAAAUCUAAAAGAGAGAAAUUAAUGCUUCACUAGAAGAAUCAACAUCUUGGAAAAUUAAUCUUUUUUCUGAAGAAUUACCAAUAGAUGGUGACUUGGUCUGGAUCCAUCAUUCAGAAACAUGCUCAUAGUUGGCUGUUGAUUAUGAAAGAGACCUCAACAAAGCUAAACUAUCUGUGUUUUAAACAGAUUUAAGUGAGUUAUCAUUUGACAAUUAUAGUGGCAAUGCCUAUUCAUUGUGGAUAAUUGAGGAUGAAGAUUAUAAAAAAGGAGGCCCUUACUUAUAUUCUAAUAAUUAUAGAUUAAAGCAUUUCCACACUGGAUUAUAUUUAGCAUGUGUAAGGGUUAUUCCUAAAGAAUAAGAAGAUAUUAAAAUUGAUCCAUAUGGGAAGAAGAAAGUGAUCAUCCCAAAGAGUAAAAAAGUACCUGCCACUUUUGCCUUAUAAGUUCGACCCAAUAAGGAUGCAUUAUUUAAAUUUGAGCCCUUAAAAUCUGUAGAAAAGAAUGAGAUUUAAUCCGAUUUUAUUUAAAUUAAGAGUGUAACUUAAGGAAAAUACCUUGAUGUUAUAAGUAAAUACCAUCAGGAUGGCAGCACCUUUAAACCAAUUAUUUUAAAUCAAAAAAACGAACAUGCUGUUUUUAAAAUAUUCAGAGCUAAUAAAUAAGAGACUUAAGAAGUACUAUUUUUAGAUUCAUGUACAAAAUAAUUAAGAAAGUAUCAAUUUUAUAUCAAUUUGCCUUUUAAGUUUGAAUAAAAUUAAGUCUUCUAAUAAUUAUCUGAUGAUGUAGACCUCUUAAAAAUUAAGACUAAAAAGUUAGCCACCACUUAAAGGUGCAUUCAAAAUUUGGAUGACUUUCUUAGAUAAAAAAUAUAUAACUCUAGUCCUUCCCAAAAAUACGGGUUCAUAUCUUCAAAAAGGUAGAAACUCUUAAAGGAUUAACAUUUCUUUGAUGUCUUAUUGCAGAUUCUGACAGCCACAGUUACAAAACAGGAAUUAGAGACAUGGGCAAACAAGAAGGGAGCUCUCAAGGCUAUGGAGUAGCCUUCAAUGACUGAGAAAAACUAAAGAAAAUAAUUGUAAAGCAUAUCUGAAAAGGAGAAAUUAGAACUAUCUAAUUCAAAGAUUGAAGUUUGCAAUCUGAUAUUUAUGCUACUUCAAACUAGUGUUAUUAAUAAUACAAGCAAUUAAUUGUAUCUAUUUGAACGAUUACCUGAUUAUUAGCAUUAUUGCAAAUAUCUCCCAUAAACAAUCAAUUUUUUAAUUGAAAUGGUUAAGUGCAAUGAAAAAAUUUUAAUCAAUUUAUGCAACAACUUAAAAAUUGAAUUUGAUUACAUUAAAAAACAAGAAAUUGAAGAUGAUCUAAAAAAUAAAGUAAAGGUCUUAAUCAAUUUCUAUGAAAAAGAUGUUGGAAUAUAAUAGGAAGUUUCAAUUCCUGUAAAAGUACAUGAUCGUAUCAUUACCAGACCUAUUAAUAUAAUACAAUAUUUUUUCAAUCUGAUGAUUGAUGAUACUGCUAAGAAUAAUGAACAUUAUUUGAGAUUUCUUAGACACUUAUGUAGAUAUAAGAAUAAUGCCAUUAGUAUCAAUUAAGAGAAUUUGUUCAAAUUGUAUAAGAAAUAUAGCAAACAAACUAAAUUGUUACAUAUUGAAACUAAUAAUGGAUGUAUAAUAGACAAAGAGAUCUCGUUUUAAUAUGAAUUAUUGUAAUUCUUUUCUGAAGUUUCAUAUGGAAGAAACUAUUUAUGGUAAGCAGAACUAAGCCCAUUGUUUGAAAAAGAGAUUUUAAUAAAUUAAAUUUGGAAUCCCAGUUAAGUUGAGGGAAAUCAAAUAGAUGAUAAAUUAAGGUCAUUUUGGUGUAGGUUAAGUAGAACCCUGUAUGUUGACUAAUAACCGUUUCAAUACUUGAUCGUCCCAAAUUAUUGUAGGUUGUAUUCCCCUUAUUAAGAUCAAUUGAAAAACAGGAAUGAUGAGGAAAUUGAGAAGCAAUUCAAAUUGAAAAAGAUGUUUAAAUACAUAAAAACUAAGAGAAGCGAAGUCUAUGAGGCAAUAGCCAAUCGUGCAUCUAGUGAUUUAUUAAAUGAUGAAUUGGUCUAUAAUGCAGCCGACCAAAUCUUAACUAUGUUAUAAUUAGACAUUAUGCCAAGUAAGUAUUACAACAAAAUAAUUAAAUACAUGUCAGAGAUGUUCAUUUAUGAUAGAAAAAAUCUUGAUUAUUUGAAUGCUGCAGUCAAAAGCUAUCAAUAAACAGUGAAUGAGAGGAAAGGUAAAAAAAGUAUAGUUAUUAAUUAAUUUGGAAAUGUAUUUAAUGGAAUGAAGGAUCUCAUAUAACUUAAUCAAGAAGAUAAAGAAGAAGUUGGAGAGGAGGAGGAAGAGGAGGAAAUUAAUUUGUAUGAUUAACCUAAAUUGUUUUUGAAUCCAAUAAUGAAAGGGUUCAUGUCAAUGAGUAAUCAAUUGGAAGGGAUGAUUACUUUACCUAAAUCAUAGUAAGAAAUUGAAUUUAAAUUGAAAGUGUGUUCAAUUCUUGAUCAUUUCUUAGAUCGAAGACAGAACUUCCUUAUUUCUAACAUUCUACUGUUCUUCUUAAAAUAUUAAUAUACAAAUGACGAUUUGUCAGAUGAAGAUGACGAUUAAACUAUUAAGGCUGCACCAAAGAUAUUUAAUAAUAACUAUAAAACAUUGAUUCCUACUAUUGCUAGAACUGGAAUCGAUGAGAUUGAUGAACCAGAAGAUACAACUUAGGAUUUCCUAUAGAUGGCAGUUAAGAAACCACAAACAUUUACUAAUUAUUUCUAAUAAUAUAGUAUCAAAUCUGAAGAGGAAUUCUAAGAAUUAGAUUAUUAUUUGAGUUAAGCUUAAAAGUUUAAUAAUAAUGAGAGAUUGAGUGAAGAUCAAUUAAAGGAAAAACAAGUGGCAAGUUUACUACCUUAUUUGAUUUCUACUUACUUUUUGGUUAAGGAUUAGGUCUUGGAGGAAAGGUGUCUAAAUGUUAUAAUGAGGGUUUUCAAUUAAAGGGAAGAGUUGAGAGAAAAUAUGAAAAAGUUACAGAUCUUAUUUGAUGAUGAUAACAUCAAGAUAUAUGAGUUUGUUGAACAUCGCUAAAGAGAUUUAAGAGUAAUGGUAGAAAAGACAGAAAUAUGGUUAACUCAAUUUAAGGCAGGAUAUGAUGUUGAAGAACUUGAUAAAUGCACCUAAAAUAUCAGACAAUUAACUUUAUGUAUGAGAUAAGGAGUCUAAGUCAAUGAUUAAGAGCUAGUAGUAGAAGUAGUCAAUAAAGAGAUUUAUGAUUCUGAAAAGUAAUCAGUUAUGACCUAUUUAAAUAUUCACGAAAUAAUUGUCAAUCUAAUUUAAAAUGGUAUGGCACAUUUCAUUUAGGUGUUGAAUGAUGAAUUCAUUAAUAUAGAAAGAAAAGAACAGCUAUUAUAACUAUUUUCAAUUGCAUUUAAAUUUCUCAUUUGCUAUUGUACAAACAACAAGGGAAACUAGUUAAUACUCUAUCAAUAUUUAGAAAUAUAUUUAUAGUAUAUAUAGUAUGAUAUAGGAUAAUGCAAACUAUUGAUUGAAAUUUUCAAAGACAAUCCAAGACUUUUAAACACUGGUGUUAAAUCAUUGGUUUCACGUUUGACUGAAAUAAUAGAAAGAGAAGGAAGAUAAGUUAAAUUCAUUGAGAUAUUUAUAAAUUUAAUUAGUAUUGGAGGAUAAUAUUUACUAGAAAAUCAAAUUUUAAUAUUAAAUACAUUCCUACCAAUGAGAGAACUAAAAGAAACAGAAUAAAGAUUAUUGUAUGCAGAGGGUAGUUAGCAAAAGGAUCUUCGAUUUUAUUUUGAAGAUCAAUUUCUAGAUUCUGAAGAGAAUUUACUACACUAAUUAGAAGCAAUCGAUUGGAAAGAUUGUUAUAGAGAUGAACCAUUUUUAUAUCAUUCCAAAAUUCUAGACUUGUUAUUGUAGACUUCUUUGAUUGAUAAUACUGUAAGAGAAUAUAAUCCUUCACUCAUGCCUACAGAUAGUUUUAAUAUUAGUGUUUUUAAAUUAAAAAAACUGAUCAAACCAAGUUAUCUAUUGGAAAUCUUAAGAUUAGAUGAUGAUAUGGUAUCAAUUAAACAAAGAUUAACAAGAAUGCCAACUCAAUUUAUUAAGGCUUAAGCUAAUUAAUAACAAGAAGAAUUAUUUAAUAAAAGGAAAGGUUACACUUCAUUAAAACCUAUUGUUUGUGAGUUCCUGAGGUUGGUUCAUAUUGUGAGUGAAAAAAAUAAUGCAUAAGAAGGAUUACUCUCCUAAUCGAGUAGACAAUUUAUACAUUUUGUUGAAUUUGAAAGUAAAAAAUUAGAAGUUGUUGCAGCUGGAACAGAUUAUUAAAAUUGCUAUAUAGAUUAUAUUAUUGGAUAAGUUAUUCCACUGAUUUUAUGUUAUCAUUAAAGAGUAUUGAGUGUUUAAUAAGAAGAUGUGAAAACUGCAUUAAUUGAAUUUUCUAGCCAGUUUGCCUAAGCACUUUGUUCAACUUUCUAUUCAAGAUUAACAAAGUAUGAAGAGUUAGAAAUAAUUUCAAAAUUGAGAGAAUAUUAUUAAAAUGAGUACUAUGAACCUGCCUUUAGAUAGGAAGGAGAGUAAUCAAUAUUACAUUUAUACCAUGUUUAAUUUUAAUUAGAAGAUGGUGAUGAUUUAUCAAAACCAAUUUAAGAAUAGAUGGUCUAAUCAAUCCCUAAGAAAUCUUAGACCAAAUCAAAGAAUUUAUUAAGUCAAUUUGCCUCUUUAAAUUUGUCUUUAGUUAAUAACAAAACAAGUAAGCACAAAAGAGGGGAGUUAACUCCAAUAAAGUUGUAGGAGUAAUGGAAGAAGUUUGUUGAGGAGAUGUUUAGAUCAUAGAAGUUAGAAGAAGAAAUAGAUAUUGAGAAGUAGGCAUUGGCAGAUGCAAUCAUUGGAAUAGAAAAGUUAAUUAAAGAAACUUGUGAAAUUAAACCAUCUUUAGAAUCAAUAUUGAAGAAAUUUAUUACAUUUCUGUAGACUGCUGUAUUGCAAUAAGAUAAUAAAGGGACGAUUGUGAUACUCUUAAAGAUCAUGUCAAAGAUCAUAGAGAAGCAGGAUUCAGAUGAAAAGAAAGAAUACUAUUAGAAAUUAUUUGAUAAUUUAGGAGCAACAAGAAUGGUACUCAAUGUUAUCACCGAUUAUUCAAAACUACUGAGUAAUGAAAUGCUAUUUUAUUUGAUUUCUUUUAUUAAUGUACUACUUAGAAAUGGAAAUACUUAAGUACAGAACACAAUUUAUACAUUUUGUCAGACUCAAUAGAAAAGUGAAGUGAUGUUCUCAACAUUUGCUAAGUAUCUGGAAAUUGCUGCUACUUCUGGAAGAGACAUGAAUGAAGAUUAGGAGGAGGCUGAAAUUUAAAAGAAAAUAGUAAAUUGUAUCUUGAAGUUCUUUUAAAAUUGUACUGAGGGACAUUAUUAAAAUAUGUAGAAUUAUAUUAGAUAUUAACAUAAUUCGAGAGCAUCUAAAGAUCUAAUCAAUUUGGUGGCGGAUUUAUUUAAAAAUUAUGAUAGAACUAAAUAGAAUUUCAGUAAUUUAAUGUGUUGUUUGGAUACACUAAAUGAAUUGGUUUAAGGUCCUUGUUCAGAAAAUCAAAUAGCAGUGGCAGACUCUAAAUUCUUCGAUGUUGUUUAAGAAAUGUUCCCUUUAAGAAAAAAUGUGGCAGUGUAAUAAAAAGCUAUUAAAGUUGCAGCAACUAAAAAGAUGAGUGUGUUGCCUUCCUCUUCUGCUUCUAAUCUACUAUCAAGAGGAAUGAAGGCGUAAUUACAAAAUAAGAUUUUGAUAUUGGUUCUGUCAUUGUUGGAGAAUAGAGAAAUUAGAGGAAAGAAUUCAAUAAUAAAAAGAAUUAUGAGAGUAUUGCCAAUGAAUGUAUUAGAACGACAUUUGAGUAAGAUAUAUAAGAAAUGGUUCAAUAAAUACACAGGCGAUUAUAAUAUGCAGGCAUUUGAAUUACUGAAGAUUGAUCCAAUGGAUUUAGAUGAGGAAAGUUAGGAAUUCAAAGAUUGUGAAAUUAUCAUUUAGAAUGGUUUCUAUAUCAUGUUCUUGAUUUGUUAUUACAUGGAGAGUGAUGAAGAGAUCGAUUCAGUCUUUAUGGGAUAUAACAAAUAAUACUUGAAAAGUUAAAUUUAAUAAAAUUCAUUGUUUGAUCCAAAUUCUACAUUGGGUUAAUUAUUUGCUUUGGGUAUGGAAGUAUAUGAAAUGUCCUUAUUGAAAACGCAACAGAUGUUUAAUGAAUUGAACAAGGCCAGAAAGGAUGAUCCAGAAUUCAUCUUAGAAUAGUAGAAGCGCAAAUAAGAGGAAAAGAAGAAGAGAUUGAAGAAAGCAUUUAUGUUCUUCCGAGCUAGAACAGCUCAUAUAGAAGUAGUUAGAGAUGACUAAAUAGAAUUAGUGUUCUUUCCAUUAUUACCAUUCAGUAAAUUAAAUAAGGAUGAGAAGCAGUCUUUUCAAUAAACAGUUGAUCGUUCUUCUGCUAAAUCUAAGGUUCAGGAUCUCAUGGAAAAGAGUCCUGAAUUAAUCUAAAUCAUGAGACAUGAGGAAGAGAUGAACAGAUUCUAUAAGCAAUAUAAACUCAUUGGAUUCUUUGCCAAUUACAUACAAUUGUGGAAGGACUUGGCCUUCUAUUUGACUUUGAUAAUCAACACAAUGAUCAUAGCUUCCUUUUCACAUCAAUCGGACCCAGACAGACCAAAAGAGGAUGUGAGUAAUGAGGCUUUGAAUGAAUAUAUUUUCUUUAGGAAAGAUGAAUGGACUUAAGCAUAAACUAAAGAAUUAAUUAGUGCACUAGGAUAUGCAAUGAUGGUUUGUUCUUUAUUUGUUGUGUUGUUUGUCCUAGCCAGAAUAGCACCACUUAUAAUUAAAAAGGCACUGCAAAGAAAACCCUUAAUAGAGGGACAAGGAAUGAUAAAGUUACUAUUAAAUUGGUUGGCUAAAUUCUUUUUUGUGCUCUUUUAUUGCUUACAAGAUUUCCAAUUAGUUUACUAUUUAGGAUAUGGAGCAUUGUCUGUAAUUGGUACUUUAGUGCAUCCCUUCUUCUUUUGUUUCCAUCUUACAGUCAUACUAAUAAGAUACCCUACGUUGAGUAAUGUUGUUAGAGCAGUCACAAUGCCUUGGUAACAAUUAGUACUUACUCUAUUGCUAAUCAUUAUAAUUACGUAUAUUUUUACACUCAUUGCUUUUUAUGCUUUGCAAGAACCCUUUGGAUUGGAUUGCAAGGAAGUAAGUAUCUGCUUCUUAUAAAUAUUUGAUAAGAAUUUCAAAACCCCUGGAGGAAUAGGAGGUGAUAUUACAAAUAAUAAUCCAUCUCCUACUUAUGAGAUUUUUAGAUACCUUUAUGAUCAAAUUAAUAAUCUAUUAUUAGUUAUUAUUAUGGUGAGUAUUGCAUCAGGUAUUAUUAUUGAUACCUUUGGAUAAUUAAGAGAAGAUGAAAACAAGAUGAAUAGUGAUAUCAAAGAUAAGUGUUUCAUAUGUGGUUAAGAGAAUAUCAUAUUUGAAAGAAGUUCUGAUGGUUCCUCUGGUGGAUUUAAGAAUCAUAUAAGACAGAAUCAUUAUAUGUGGAAUUACUUAUAUUAUAUUGCUUAUUUAUAAUGGAAGGAUUCAUAAGACUAUUCAGGUAUAGAAUCGUAUGUGGAUAAAAAAAUAAAGGAUACAGAUUUGAGUUGGAUUCCUUUUGGAAGAGCAAGAGAAUUAGACAAAGGAGAGGAUGAAUAAGAAAAGUAGAUUAAAUAGAUGGAGCAAUCCUCCAGUAAUAUAGCAUCUUUGUUGACUCAUACCAAUGAUAUAAUUUAAGCACUCAAAGAGAAGAAAGAAAAAAGAAAACAACAUUUUACUCAGUAAAAUCAAACAACACAAUAAAAGGAGUAAAUUGUAUCCCAAUCAUCAAUAGCUUUAUUAUGA
Paramecium tetraurelia is the source of this 8673-nucleotide messenger RNA. RefSeq lists its product as uncharacterized. Gene Ontology annotation, biological process: calcium ion transport. The record is from RefSeq and is a predicted model, not a curated record. Lineage: Eukaryota; Ciliophora; Oligohymenophorea; Peniculida; Parameciidae. The transcript has 7 exons.